Cylicostephanus goldi is the source of this 453-nucleotide messenger RNA. Lineage: Eukaryota; Metazoa; Nematoda; Chromadorea; Rhabditida; Strongylidae. The record is from the annotation of a GenBank genome assembly.
AUGUCUUCAGCUAUAUACGCUAAUACGGCUUUAUUUAUUGGAGUAUUUCUGGCUUGCUGUGACGUAACCGCUGAAUUUGUCCUUUCCCCAAUCUUACCACGACCAAACUGUGCUGCCAUAGGCUGUUUUGUCAGUGAUCAAUUCCGCUACUACUGGGGAACAAGCAAUAUGGUCCUUGGUUUUUUCGUGAUUAUCCUCACAUUGGCUAUGCUGGUAAAAUUACGCCAGAUCCAGAAAAAUUCUGAAUCCGAAAAAGCACUUGUCACUACAAGCAAUAGUAGCACGAGCAAAUUUAGACAAGCUAAUCGCAGCUCGCUUGGUAUCCUAGUAUCCUCUCUACUCUUUGUGACACUACCUAGCGUUGGCGUUGGUUUUGUUGAAAUGAUCGGCUUUUCUAUUUUCAAAACUGUAGGCCCAUUUUACAUACUGGGGCUGCUGUCAGCAGGUAUCUAG